UCGUUUCGUGUGGAUUGGAAUCCGCCACGUGGACGAAGAAGGAAGGAGGUCUUACUACUUUGAAAAUUUCAGAAGAGAUUCUCAAUUAAGUUACAAUUUUGAUAUUUUAAGCUACUUCAAAAGCUAAAAAAUGGGUAAAGAAAAAGUGCAUAUUAACAUUGUCGUCAUCGGACACGUAGAUUCUGGGAAAUCAACUACCACUGGACAUUUGAUUUAUAAAUGCGGUGGUAUCGAUAAGCGUACCAUUGAAAAGUUCGAGAAGGAAGCCCAAGAAAUGGGUAAGGGUUCCUUCAAAUAUGCAUGGGUUUUGGAUAAGCUAAAAGCAGAACGUGAACGUGGCAUUACUAUCGACAUUGCUCUUUGGAAAUUCGAAACCUCCAAAUAUUAUGUCACAAUCAUAGAUGCACCUGGACACAGAGAUUUCAUAAAAAACAUGAUUACUGGUACUUCCCAAGCGGAUUGUGCCGUAUUGAUUGUUGCUGCUGGUACCGGAGAAUUUGAAGCUGGUAUUUCAAAGAAUGGACAAACUCGUGAACACGCAUUACUGGCUUUUACGCUUGGUGUAAAACAACUCAUUGUUGGUGUCAACAAAAUGGACUCUACCGAGCCUGCAUACUCUGAGACUCGUUUUGAAGAAAUAAAGAAAGAAGUAUCAUCCUAUAUAAAGAAAAUUGGUUAUAAUCCAGCUGCUGUUGCAUUUGUACCAAUUUCUGGUUGGCACGGGGAUAACAUGUUGGAGGCAUCGAGCAAAAUGCCUUGGUUCAAGGGAUGGCAAAUUGAGCGUAAGGAAGGUAAAGCGGAAGGGAAAUGUCUUAUCGAAGCUCUCGAUGCCAUUCUUCCACCUUCCAGACCAACCGACAAACCACUCCGCCUCCCACUUCAAGAUGUUUAUAAGAUUGGUGGUAUCGGUACUGUACCUGUUGGUCGGGUUGAAACUGGCGUAUUGAAGCCAGGUAUGGUCGUUACCUUUGCUCCUGCAGGCCUGACCACUGAAGUUAAGUCGGUGGAAAUGCAUCACGAGGCAUUACUAGAGGCUGUACCUGGUGACAAUGUCGGUUUCAAUGUGAAGAACGUUUCUGUCAAAGAAUUGCGUCGUGGAUUUGUUGCUGGCGACUCUAAGAGCAAUCCUCCUAAAGGUGCCGCAGACUUUACUGCCCAGGUCAUUGUACUAAAUCAUCCGGGGCAAAUCAGCAAUGGUUAUACACCGGUAUUGGAUUGUCAUACUGCUCAUAUUGCCUGCAAAUUUGCCGAAAUUAAGGAGAAGUGCGAUCGCCGUACUGGCAAGACUACCGAGGAGAAUCCAAAAUCAAUCAAAUCAGGAGACGCAGCUAUUGUUACUCUUGUACCAAGCAAGCCCAUGUGCGUCGAAUCUUUCCAAGAAUUUCCGCCAUUGGGACGUUUCGCUGUCCGUGACAUGCGUCAGACGGUAGCAGUCGGUGUAAUCAAGGCUGUUACUUUUAAGGAUGCAAGCGGUGGAAAAGUCACCAAGGCUGCCGAAAAAGCUCAGAAAAAGAAAUAACUAUUUUCCGUAUAUGUUUAUCGCCGGAUUAACCGGUUUAUUACAGCUGAAAUAGUUAGCGUUCUUUCUUCAUAUCUUUCAUAUAACCUGGCAUUUAUAUUAAUGUUUUUAUCAUUAUCGUUUCUGUUUUUUAAAAUCUCUUUUAUAAAUUUAUAUUCAACGAAAAGGAAAAAAAUUGACUUUUAUUAUUUUAGACAUGAUAACUGCGUAUCUAUCCAAGCUUUUCAACGUACGUCGAUCUUAUUAAGAUUAUUAUUUCGUAACUUGUUUCAUCGUAAAGAAUUCCGCAGGGGAGGCAACGAAUCGACGAUGACCCCUUGUCGAUGAUGGCAAGAACAACGCUAUUACAUGAAAUAUAUGAAGCAAGAGUAAAAGCUACUGAAUAACAUCUAUUAUUUCAUAACUCAACACGAAUGAAAUAAUAAUUUAACUCGGCUUAAUUAUAUUUUUUUAAUUAUUAUACGGAAAGAAUAAAUUCUCCAUCUGCGAUA
This is a messenger RNA of Vespa velutina, 2010 nucleotides long. RefSeq names its product elongation factor 1-alpha. Gene Ontology annotation, biological process: translation; translational elongation. Lineage: Eukaryota; Metazoa; Arthropoda; Insecta; Hymenoptera; Vespidae. The record is from RefSeq and is a predicted model, not a curated record. The transcript has 6 exons. Gene Ontology annotation, molecular function: translation elongation factor activity; GTPase activity; GTP binding. The coding region runs from base 131 to 1519 and encodes 462 amino acids.